Sclerotinia borealis F-4128 is the source of this 2931-nucleotide messenger RNA. The record is from the annotation of a GenBank genome assembly. Lineage: Eukaryota; Fungi; Ascomycota; Leotiomycetes; Helotiales; Sclerotiniaceae.
AUGGACCUCAAGGCUACGGCCUUGCUGAAGCUGGUCUACCUGGAAAUGUUUGGCCACGACAUGUCCUGGGCUUCCUUUCAUGUUCUCGAAGUUAUGUCCUCGCCGAAAUACCUGCAGAAACGGGUCGGAUAUCUGGGCGCUGUGCAGAGCUUCAGACCGGAUACUGAAGUUCUGAUGCUGGCUGAGAAUCUCUUAAAGAAGGAUUUGUGUUCUGCCACACCGACAACAAUGUCUCUUCCUAUCAUAACCUUACCGCAUGUCAUUACUCCUUCGCUCGCGCUAUCUGUUCUCUCAGAUCUAUUGCCCCGGAUGACACAUUCGCACCCGACCAUUCGCAAGAAAACUAUUGUUACACUUUAUAGAUUGGCCCUAGUCUACCCGGACACAUUACGACCGGCAUGGCCAAAGAUCAAGGAGCGACUGAUGGACGAGGACGAGGAUCCAAGUGUCACAGCAGCAAUCGUUAAUGUUGUUUGUGAGCUGGGAUGGCGGAGACCUCAGGACUUUUUACCCCUUGCGCCGAGGUUAUUUGAGCUCCUUGUGGAUAGUGGGAACAAUUGGAUGGCGAUCAAGCUCAUUAAACUGUUUGCUACAUUAACUCCACUUGAGCCAAGAUUGGUCAAAAAACUGUUACCACCACUCACAUCGAUUAUACGAACUACCCCGGCAAUGUCACUGCUAUAUGAAUGUAUAAAUGGCAUUAUAUUAGGAGGAAUUCUUGGAAGCAGUGAUGAGUCCGCGGGAGGUGAGGAGAUAGCCACUCUUUGUGUGAGCAAAUUACGCGGCAUGAUCAUGGUUGAGGGAGAUCCUAAUCUAAAAUAUGUUGCUCUACUCGCUUUCAACAAGAUUGUUGUUACCCAUCCAUUUCUUGUUGCUCAACAAGAAGACGUGAUAAUGGACUGCAUUGAUAGUGCUGAUAUCUCCAUCCGGUUGCGUGCAUUAGACUUGGUUGUGGGUAUGGUCAGCAGCGAUAAUCUGAUGUCUAUCGUUGGAAGAUUGAUGAGACAACUUCGAAGCUCUCCUUCAAUACCCGCAGGUAAUUACAACCCUCGACAUGUUGGACAAAUUGAGCUCGAAGCAGAUUCGGACGAUGAGGCUCCGGAAGUUGCAAUCAAGUCUAAUAGGGAAUCGUCACAAGAUCUACUAUUGCCUGAUGACUACAAGGUGGAUGUUAUCACCAGGAUACUAGAAAUGUGCUCGAUAAACAACUAUGCUAAUCUCCUUGAUUUCGACUGGUACAUUGAUAUUUUGAUUCAGCUUGUCAGAACUGCUCCCGUCACGAAUUCGUCUCCAAACCAAGAAUCAGACGAGUACUCUGACAAUGAUAUCUCCGAAAAGAUAGGAGAUGAAUUGCGGAAUGUGGCUGUCAAAGUGAAAGCAGUCCGAUCUCAAGCUGCUAGGGCUGCCGAAUCAAUACUUGUACUAGCCCAUAUCGAUACGACGAGCCAAGUCAGCUCUGGAAAUGGAGCACUCCGACCAAUAUCUUGGACAAUUGGAGAGUAUGCUUCUUGUUUAGAAUCUCCAGAAGAUACAAUGACUGCUCUGUUGCACAUUGCCAAAGUGUCAACCUCUGCCGAGUGUCUUAUUGUGUAUCUCCAAGCAUUACCAAAGGUAUUUUCUGUGAUAGCUGAUGAUGAGCAGUCAUUCUGGACGCCCGAACGGAAGACAAUGAUGUCACUAUUGAUGGCACGCAUUAUAAAUGCUCUUGAGCCCCUGGCAAUGCACCCUGAUUUGGAGGUUCAGGAGAGAGCGGUUGAAUUUUCGGAAUUUUUGAAGUUGGCAGCAGAAGCAACAACUGGUCAAGAACCGUCCUCGGAAUCGGUUCAGCAAGAUGCGCCACUUUUGCUUACACAAGCAUUGCCUUCUCUAUUUAGGGGACAGGAAUUGAAUUCCGUUGCAGCUAGCGCGCAAAAAAAUGUGCCGGUGCCAUCUAAUUUGGAUCUUGAUCAGCCGAUCAAUCCAAAUCUCCAUAACCUAUUACGGAAUGUCGACACGAUAUCCUUCGAUGAGCCCGCAAACGACGGAUACGAAGUCUAUUAUCAUCAGAAACCAGACCCUACCUCAAUCUCAUCCAACGAGCCUGCUAUCAAUCGUCUUGCUGGAAGCCCCGAUCAACCUGCUCAAUCUUACCAACAGAGCAGCGAAGAAUCAUACUUAGAUCCCGAUAUUGUUGCACGUCGGAAAGCAGAGAGGCUGGAAAGGAAUAGAGACGAUCCGUUUUAUAUCGCACCAAAUGAUGGCGUUGCAUCUGGCACGUCCACGCCCCUUCAUAACAUUCUUCAAAGUAGCAAUGGGCCAGAACUGGACAUCGACGCGAUACCGAUCAUGCAGUUAGACCUCGGCAAGACGAAUUUAAUUAAAUCGAACAAUAAGAAGCCCUCAAAGAAGCCCCGUCAACGAAUACAAGUGGCUGCUGAUGAAACGCUGAUCCUAAGUGGAACUUCAACACCUGCAAACGAUUCUUCUGAAAACAGUACUGAUGGGCCCAUAAAGUCACGGAUUGCGAAAGGGAAGCAAUCUCUAUUACAAGUCGACUCAAGCCAUAUCGGACAGUUCUCCCUUGAAGGUGACAAUACCAGCGGCAUUGAUUUCGAGCGUCAACAGAAAGAGGAGGCUGAGAUGGUGAAAGCCAUGAAAGAGGUAGAAAGACUCCGGCUGGAGAUGCAGAGAGCCAAUGAGAGAAUACAUGCUGCACAAGAUGUUCCACCAGAAGGUACGGUGGUGAAGAAGAAAACGAAGAAGAAGGCAAAACCAUUAGAAGGGGAAUCAGCAGCAGUGGUAAAGAAAAAGAAGAAAAUUAAGAAUGCUGUGGUCGAUGAAGGAGGGGGUGAGCCUUCUGUAGCUCCUACGACUACAGGUGUCAUGAAGCCGAAGAAGAAGAAGAAGAAGAAGAAGCCAAAGGUGGAACAAGAGGUCACGGAACAGGCGUAA